CCACAGAAAACCUGCCUGGAGACACUGAAGUGUUGUGGAAACGCCAUGAACCCGAAUACAUGAAGGUCCACGUGUAUGAGAACGGUUCUGACCAUCCUGACAAACAGGACAACCAUUACAAAGGUCGAACAGAGAUGAAGAAAGACCUGCUGACAUCUGGAGACCUCAGUCUGACCCUGAAAGACCCCAAAGUGGGAGACAGUGGGAAAUACGGCUGUCAGGUCAACAGCAAGGAGGCCUGGAGAUAUAAGAGGUUGUGGCUCACAGUCACAGAGAAUAAUCAGGCCAAGAAACACACAGAAGACAUCAGGAUCAGCUCCACUGAUCAUUUAGUUUGAUAUGUUUGUUUGAUUAUUGAUCUGAUCUGUACGAUUUAUACAUUAGUCUAUAUAAAAUAUGCACUGAACUAAUAUACCCAAGAAUUCAUGUAAUAAACUGCAUUUAUAGAUCCAUUUUCUUCUUCUUACCCAAUUCAGAUUCAGGAGGGUGUCGUGGCAGAUUUC
Oreochromis niloticus (Nile tilapia) is the source of this 503-nucleotide messenger RNA. RefSeq names its product butyrophilin-like protein 8. The coding region runs from base 60 to 338 and encodes 92 amino acids. Gene Ontology annotation, biological process: T cell receptor signaling pathway; regulation of cytokine production. The transcript is spliced from 2 exons. Lineage: Eukaryota; Metazoa; Chordata; Actinopteri; Cichliformes; Cichlidae. Gene Ontology annotation, molecular function: signaling receptor binding. The record is from RefSeq and is a predicted model, not a curated record. Gene Ontology annotation, cellular component: external side of plasma membrane.